GUUCAGACCUGUGUCUGCCGCAUAGCUGAAAUCUCGAUCAACUUCUUCAGUCUGACAUGGCAGAAAAACCAAUGCAUAUGUCCACACAAAUGCCUGAUGAUGAAGAUAUACAAAAAGAAGAUCAUAUCCGUCGCUUAACGAUGCUUGGUCAUUUUGGUUUUGAUUGUUUACCUCAUCAACUGGUGAACAAAUCUGUUCAACAAGGAUUCUUUUUUAAUAUUCUCUGUGUGGGGGAAACUGGAAUUGGAAAAUCAACAUUGAUCGACACACUGUUCAAUACUAAUUUGAAAGACAAAAAAUCCUCACAUUUUUACUCAAAUGUUGGACUUAAAAUUCAGACACAUGAACUUCAGGAAAGCAACGUUCAAUUGAAAUUAACUGUCGUGAAAACAGUGGGGUAUGGAGAUCAAAUAAACAAGGAAGCCAGCUACCAGCCAAUAGUUGACUACAUAGAUGCUCAAUUUGAGUCCUAUCUUCAAGAAGAAUUGAAAAUUAAGCGUUCCUUUGCUGACUACCAUGAUUCCCGUAUCCACGUGUGCCUUUAUUUCAUUUCACCUACAGGACAUUCUCUGAAGUCCCUUGAUCUAUUAACCAUGAAGAACAUUGACAGUAAGGUGAACAUUAUACCACUGAUUGCCAAAGCAGAUGCAAUUUCUAAAAAUGAUUUACAGAAAUUUAAGUGUAAGAUAAUGAGUGAAUUGAUUAGUAAUGGCAUCCAGAUAUACCAGUUCCCAACAGAGGAUGAGGCUACUGCUCAUGUGAACUCCUCAAUGAAUGGACUCUUACCUUUUGCUGUAGUAGGAAGUAUGGAUGAAGUGAAAGUUGGAAAAAGGAUGGUCAGAGGCCGUCAGUACCCUUGGGGAGUUUUACAAGUGGAAAAUGAAAAUCACUGUGACUUUGUUAAGCUCCGGGAUAUGCUUCUUUGUACAAACAUGGAAGACUUGAAAGAACAAACCCACACGCGGCACUAUGAACGUUAUAGGCGCAGCAAACUUCAGAAAAUGGGAUUUACUGAUGUGGGUCCAGACAACGAGCCAGUUAGUUUUCAAGAGAUCUAUGAAGUCAAAAGGCAGGAGUUCUUGGAUCAAUGUCAGAAGGAAGAAGAAGAGUUGAAACAGAAGUUUAUGCAGCGAGUAAAGGAGAAAGAAACAGCAUUUAAAGAAGCUGAAAAAGAGCUGCAGGACAAGUUUGAGCAUCUUAAGAGGGUCCAACAAGAGGAGACAAUGAAACUUGAGGAGGAGAGAAGACAAUUGGAAGAAGAAAUAAUAGAGUUUUAUAAAAUGAAGGCUGCCUCUGGAACAUUGCAGACUCAGGUGUGCACCAACAUAAAGAAGGACAAAGAGCGUAAGAAAUAAUCCUCUCUUACCAUUCUGUAUCACUCUCAAUCUCAUCUUCCCAUGAGAUUUUCCUCAUAGCACUAAUUCUCAUUGAAAUUAUACUAAGUUUCAAAAUCUGUUUGUUUUCUGUGUAUUUUCUCCAACUAGAAUGUGAGCUCCUUGGGAGCAGGUACCUUGACCAUCUCUAGAUGCUCUAUCCUCAGUGUUUAGAAUAAGAGUAGCACAGAAUUGGCACUCAAUAAAUAUUUGCUAAAAUGAAAGAAAAUCAAAGAAUUAUAUAGCACAGUGUACAAAGUGUUUGAUUAGCUGUUGAUAUUCUUUUCCCAUAGCCCUACCUGUGGCUCCAGGGACCAAGUAUAUAUAUAAUAUUUCAUAUCUAAAUAGAAGUAGGGGAUUUGUUGGCAUAAAAUAUUAUGUUAUAAAAGGCUAAUUCUUAUGCUCAUGUUCAUUAUCAAAUUCUACUGAUAAUAAUUUCUUGAUCUUUUUAUUAAAUAAAAGAUUGUUU
Messenger RNA from Hippopotamus amphibius kiboko, 1842 nucleotides. RefSeq names its product septin 14 (gene SEPTIN14). NCBI's taxonomy places the organism in Eukaryota, Metazoa, Chordata, Mammalia, Artiodactyla, Hippopotamidae. The transcript is spliced from 10 exons. Bases 57 to 1355 code for a protein of 432 amino acids. The record is from RefSeq and is a predicted model, not a curated record. Gene Ontology annotation, biological process: cytoskeleton-dependent cytokinesis. Gene Ontology annotation, molecular function: GTPase activity; molecular adaptor activity; GTP binding. Gene Ontology annotation, cellular component: microtubule cytoskeleton; cell division site; septin ring.